Molecule: messenger RNA, 1357 nt
Organism: Parasteatoda tepidariorum (common house spider)
Lineage: Eukaryota; Metazoa; Arthropoda; Arachnida; Araneae; Theridiidae
Source: RefSeq, a predicted model, not a curated record
CUUCGGAUCAUCCUCAGGGAUGUUUCCCAGACCGUCGCCUAUAGCCCAUUGUGCAGCUCUAGUGCGACGUAAAUGAACGAAUCAAAUGUACCAAUAAAUAAAUAAAAAUGAACUCAACAAGAAGCAUAGGCUGUCUCACCAACUUCUACCUUUUCUCCUCUAUUAAAAUUUCAGCAUUGAGUUUGAAAGUUUGCUUAUUUGUUUUGCACUGUACUCUUACGUCUAAUUUGAGGUAGUUUGUUGAAAAUUGCUUAAAUGUCUACAGAAGGAAAAACUAAAAAAAAUAUUGAAACUUCUGAAAGGAAAGCUGCUGCGACAUCAGAGGAGAAACAAUCUACCAUUGAUCCUAUUUCUCGCAUGCCGUCGUCUGACUCUUCCACGAACCUAUCGUUGCAACAACACAUCGAAGACACUGCUGCAGGGGCAACUGGUGGAACCAAUGUACCAGAAAUUACUGUAUCAGAGGCAGCUUAUGCCAGCCCGUCAAGAUAUUCUUCAAAACAAUCCACGGAACCGAAAAGAUGUAGAAGUUUGAGCCCAAAUAGAAAUAUCGACCCUAGACAAUCUCCUCGAAAAUCAGGUUUUUCAGGCGCUUUAUCAGACAUUAAAGGUUAUUUAUCAGGUUCUAAACUUGUUAAAGGUGCCAAAGAAGCUUACACAGACACUGUAACAAUAUUUAAAAGUGGUAUUAGAAGUGUUUCGUCCUCUCCAGAGAAAAAUUUACUAGUUAGAGAAGAAUCGGAAAGUGAACUUCCUUAUGCAAAAGAGGAAGACGAUCUAACAUAUUUUGGUUUUAUUGACCCAGAUAUUGUGGAAAAAGAAGAUCCUGAAACUGAGUGUAUGACAGACAGUACAUCUAUAAUUUCAUUAGACACUGCCGUUUUAGAAACAGAAAUAUCUCCUGAAAAAUCUUCAAAAAAGUCUAUGAACUAGUAAAUUUUUUAAAAGAUCUCCGAAAAGACAAAAAAAAAUGUCUCCAAGAAGUAAAUUUGUACUCUUUGAGACUUUUAUUGCAUUUACAAGGUUACGCUAUCUUCGCACUCUUCACAUCUUCCCCCUCUUCAUUGCUAUGGUAUCACCAAAUCUUGCGUUUUUUCCCAUGACAGUACGGUACAGUAAAAAGUUCGGGUUCAGUACUUGCUCGGGGAAAGACUUGCUGAAAGUAUGGUUAUGGACAGGAGGAAGUGUGGAGAGUGGGGGAAAUCGCGUAGACUUUCAACUUAUUUUAAUUUGCAAAGAGUAUAACAUCAUUCUCUGUUACUCAUUCAAUUCAUAAAUGAGUUCUGUUGAAAGUUUUUUUUAGUUCCACUCUAAUUGUACAAGAUGUUUUUUAUAAUAAAGUUCUGCGCAGUUUUAA